Recurvomyces mirabilis is the source of this 1614-nucleotide messenger RNA. RefSeq lists its product as uncharacterized. Gene Ontology annotation, molecular function: carbohydrate:proton symporter activity. Gene Ontology annotation, biological process: carbohydrate transport; transmembrane transport. The record is from RefSeq and is a predicted model, not a curated record. The coding region runs from base 1 to 1614 and encodes 537 amino acids. NCBI's taxonomy places the organism in Eukaryota, Fungi, Ascomycota, Dothideomycetes, Mycosphaerellales, Teratosphaeriaceae. The transcript is spliced from 3 exons. Gene Ontology annotation, cellular component: membrane.
AUGGCAAGUCUGAAGUUACCUACCUUCCCGAAAGUCUACAAUGUCUACUUCUUGGCCAUCAUCUCGACGGUCGGAGGUAUGCUAUUCGGCUUCGAUAUCUCUUCCAUCAGCGCCAUAGUCGUUACCGACCAAUACAUCACCUACUUCGACAACCCGGCUGGUGCAUACCAAGGUGCUAUCGGCUCUGCUUUAGCUGCUGGCUCGAUUAUUGGAUGUCUCAUUGCUGGACCGAUAUCCAACAAGAUCGGUCGUCGUGAUGCUUGCAUGUUUGCAUGUCUCUGGUGGUUGGCAGGAACCUCUAUCCAAGUUGCGACAGUAUCCCGAGGCAUGCUCAUCGCUGGUCGUAUGCUCAACGGUGUCACAGUCGGCAUCACCUCCUCCCAGGUACCAGUCUACCUUGCCGAAAUUGCGAAGAAGAACGUCCGUGGUUCCAUUCUGGUCAUCCAACAACUCGCCAUCGAAGUCGGCAUCCUACUCAUGUUCUUCAUCGGCUACGGCUGCUCUUUCAUCCCUGGUCCAAGCGCCUCUUUCAGAACAGCAUGGGGCAUCCAGUUCGUGCCUGUUGUCGUCCUGAUGAUCGGCCUACCAUUCCUGCCUCGUUCUCCGCGAUGGCUUGCAAAGGUCGGAAGGGUCGAAGAGGCCGUCGAAAUCCUUGCCAAGAUUCAAGCAAAGGGCGAUAAGACUGAUCCUAUGGUCAUCGCUGAAUGGGAAGAAAUCGCUACCGUCCUUGCAGCCGAACGUGAAGCUCUCCCUGGCUGGCGACGAUACGUCAAGAAUGGAAUGUGGAGACGAACACUUGCUGGCUUUUCCGUCCAGGCCUGGCAACAAUUGAGUGGAGCAAACGUCAUGACCUAUUACAUUGAAUACGUCUUUCUGAUGGCUGGACUAAGCGGCAAUAUCAGCCUCAUAUCUGGUGGCAUCCAAUACGCGCUCUUCAUUGUGUUCACCUUGGUGACCUUUGUCUUCAUCGAUAAGACGGGACGGCGUCCUCUACUCAUAUACGGAGCACUUGGCAUGGCCCUCUGCCACUUCGUCGUUGGUGGCAUGCUGGUCGGCUACGGACAAGCUGUGCCAGGAGGUGUUCAGGGAAAUGCCAACGUUCUGGUCAAAGUUUCCGGAUCGCCGGCUUACACUGUCAUUGCUUUCUCGUACUUGCUUAUCAUCGUCUAUGCGUUGACGCUAGCGCCUAUCGCGUGGGUGUAUGCGGCUGAGGUAUGGUCGCUGGAGACUCGUGCUAGUGGCAUGGGUAUUAGUGCUUUGGGCAAUUGGAUGUUCAAUUUUGCGCUGGGAAUGUUCAUCCCUCCUGCCUUCAAGAACAUUGGCGGUGGCCUCUUCUUCGUCUUCGGCGCACUUUGCAUCGGCGCCACAAUCCAAGCCUUCUUCUUCUAUCCCGAGACUGCUCGGAAGUCGCUUGAAGAGGUGGAGCAGAUGUUUAGGUCAGGAGGUCCCAAGCCAUGGCAUACCAAGCCCGGUGACUCGCAUCUGGAUGUCGAGGUAGAGGACAUUGAGCGGAAGGCCUCGACUGUGCAUGAGGAAGGGCGUGCACAGGUUCUGAAGAAGGACGGCACGAUUGGGAGUGCGGAUAGUGAUGAUGAGAAGAAGGAGGAUAUCUGA